Dioscorea cayenensis subsp. rotundata (Guinea yam) is the source of this 784-nucleotide messenger RNA. RefSeq names its product auxin-responsive protein SAUR50-like. Lineage: Eukaryota; Viridiplantae; Streptophyta; Magnoliopsida; Dioscoreales; Dioscoreaceae. The record is from RefSeq and is a predicted model, not a curated record. The transcript has a single exon. Gene Ontology annotation, biological process: response to auxin. The coding region runs from base 176 to 493 and encodes 105 amino acids.
CCUCUCCCUCUCUCUCUCUUUCUCUCUCUCUCAUCCUUCCACAUGCUCUUGUUUAUUUUCUUCUCUUUCCCUUCCAUAAAUAGACCCCCUGACUCCAUUCUCCCUUUCAUCAUCUCUUGUUUCUCAUCAUCCUCUUCUUCUCUUUGAUCCCUCUAGUGCACAAACAAAUCAACCUAUGGCUCUUAGGAAGAACAACAAGCUUUCACAGGCUGCAGCACUGAAACAAAUACUGAAAAGAUGCUCAAGCCUCGGGAGAAAACAAGGGUAUGGAGAGGAGGAUGGGCUCCCACAAGAUGUUCCCAAAGGCCACUUUGCAGUGUAUGUGGGUGAGAAUAGGAGUAGGUUCAUAGUGCCUAUCUCCUACUUAACUCACCCUGAGUUCCAAACACUGCUUCAGAGAGCUGAAGAGGAGUUUGGGUUCCACCAUGACAUGGGUCUCACCAUCCCUUGUGAAGAGGUUGUCUUUCGUUCUCUCACUUCCAUGCUUAAUUAGUUAAACUCAACCAUGAGAAGUACGUGAAGUCAAGAAGAAGAGAUCAUGGAGGAGUUUGUUUGAAGGAAAGAAGUUGAGAACCAUGUAUGCAUGUACAUGCAUGGCUUGUUUUCCUUCUGGUUUUUGCUCCUCUGUGAGUUUCUAACUAUUUAAAAAAAACCCAGUGAGACAUGUUCAUGGGUUUGAUUUGUUGUACAUUUUAGAGCGGCGUGCGGUUGCGCCGCCCUGCAAGAGCUGAUUCAUUAGUUAAUGUUGAAGUUCAUUCCGGGGGCUCACUUCCCUGUUUUUCUA